AUCACACUGCCGAGUACGACAAUCUCCCUCUUAAGGUUGAAUGCCCUCCAACUUUGACUUCUUCUCCUCAAUUCUCGAAGUUCGGAGACGGUGCAGACUGGUUCAUAUCUUCAGGGGGAAAAAAAUUCGAACACAAAACGGCACUUUCGAUCUUCUUCCCUCGUCAAGCAACCUUCCCACAACUUCUACACCACCGCCAGCCAAAUGAGACUCCGCGAGCGCAUCACUACUCCGGCCAGACUCUCCCAAGGAGUGGACCCGGGGAGACCACGUCGCAAUAUCCUUGGCACGCCCCAACCGCCGCCCAUUGUUCCAGCAACCGCCGAACAAUCUCAACCCACUGUUCCUGAACUGGUUGGACAAUCCAAGGCUCGAGGUGGCUGCCAAGUUCUGGCAGUGCCCCAGUUGCUCAAGGACAUUCCCGCGGCUACCCCGUCAAUAUCCCAGCCCGACCUUGGACAAUGGACCUCCCUGACAGACACAAUGAAGCUAGUUAUAUGGAGCGUGAUCCAGGAAGCUACGCAGGCAAGCGACUUGGAGUUGACCUACCAACUUGACUUCAGCGAUCAAGCGUCGGUCGACAUGUACCAUCUUCUUCGCUUGGAAUUUGAGCGUCAAGGGCAGUUCGACGCCGAUGCUGAUGAAAUCGCACAAACAAUUCUCGCCAUCGCCAAAAUAUCCGUCAGCGGAGAAAUGACCGCCGAGCAGCGCAGCAAGCUGGACCUCGUUGAACAACAAAGCAAGAGAAAUCUCCCGUCGAAAGCCCCUGAGGAUCACAUGGUUCAGCCGGACGACGUUGCUGCGGCAGAGAAUUACGUUCGGACCCGAUUUGCAGAUUCACCCCUGCGGAAGCAGAUCAUUGAAAGUAUCAACCGCCACCGAGGCAAAGAGUAUGGUAGAGCAAUCAUUGGAGCUAUUCUGCCUCCCAUCGAUGACGAUGAGGAUGAGGAUGGCGACAAGGACGCUGCGAAUAACUGAUUGUGGUAACUGGAUGAAUGGGCAACGAGGAAACCGCAGAUAAGUGGCAUUGACGGCGAGGCUUCCGCAGCGUCUUUGGGGAAUAUGACACUGGAUGUAUUACAGAAAGCAACUCGCAAGGGAAUAGUAGAGCAAGUAAAGCAAAGCAGCACCAAAAAGCAAGAAAGGAAACAGUGUGAAAGAUCUCAUAACGCCUAA
Messenger RNA from Hyaloscypha bicolor E, 1176 nucleotides. RefSeq lists its product as uncharacterized. NCBI's taxonomy places the organism in Eukaryota, Fungi, Ascomycota, Leotiomycetes, Helotiales, Hyaloscyphaceae. The coding region runs from base 205 to 978 and encodes 257 amino acids. The record is from RefSeq and is a predicted model, not a curated record. The transcript has 2 exons.